This is a messenger RNA of Styela clava, 2886 nucleotides long. RefSeq lists its product as uncharacterized. Gene Ontology annotation, molecular function: protein binding; GMP kinase activity. The record is from RefSeq and is a predicted model, not a curated record. NCBI's taxonomy places the organism in Eukaryota, Metazoa, Chordata, Ascidiacea, Stolidobranchia, Styelidae. Gene Ontology annotation, cellular component: cytosol.
AUUUUCUGUCACUAAGGCUACGGCGACGCGCCGUCUAUGAGCGGGUUUUCCUUGUCUCAAGGCACUGAAGUUUGUAAAUGUACUUGUAACGUUAAAUAUUUUUCUGAGCAGUUGCCUAAGCCUGAAUGACGAUUGGAAAAUAUGAAAAAGAAAAGUGCUAAGUCAAGAAGUAGAACGCCAAGCGCGGAAAAAAAAAGAACUCCCGAAGAAAAUGAACCUCCACCUGAAGAUCCUCUUCCUCCUCCUAUUGAUGCUCAAAAGCUAACUUUGAGUGAUCAAGAAGUGUUAGAUGUUGAUUUAGAACUUACACCAACUCGUAUUCUUCCUGAUGGAACAGUGGAAGGAAUUCCAUUUGUUCCUGAUGAUGCUUCGUCAGAUGCAGAAGAAGAAGGAGAUAUGGAAGAGGGAGGUGCUCAAACUCUGAACCAUAAAAUGAUGUCAAAAGCUUUAUCAAACUUAACUUGUUCUGCUGAUGGAAGUAAAAUCACUUUUCUCAAUCUUUCACUUCCUGGUUUUGGAAUUCGUGAUGUUUCCAUUCUUAAAGAAUAUAUUCACUUACAGAAGGUUGAACUACAAUAUAAUAACAUCAGUGAUCUUUCUCCUUUGAGUGCCAUUAAAUAUUUGAUUGAACUUGAUGUUUCUCACAAUGAAAUUGAAAAUUUGUUAGACUUUGAACCUCCUUUCAAUUUGAGGGUUGCAAAUUUCUCCCACAAUGAAAUCUCUGAAAUACCCGAUAUAUCUCAAUUCCCAUUCAUACAAACUCUCAACCUUGAUCACAAUCACAUUACAUGCAUCAAAGGACUUGAAAAAUGCAAAUCUCUUCAAACGCUGUGUCUUGCUUACAACAGAAUUGAAAACAUCUCGGGGCUGGAUAAUCUGAAGAUAUCAUUUUUGUCUUUGGGCCAUAAUUCUAUUCUUGAAAUCUCUGGCAUUGAGACAUUGAAAAGGUUGCAAGCAAUAGAUUUAUCAGGAAAUCGAAUUGCAAGUUUAUCAGGUUUGGAAAAUCACGAUCUCUUAUCAGAUAUUGAUCUUGAAGACAACCAGAUUGGAAAUAUUGAUGAAAUUGAACAUAUCACAAAACUGGAGUUGCUAAGGAAAUUGAAUCUAAUGAGAAAUCCAAUUGGGACUCUGGAAGAAUAUCGUCUUCACGUUCUAUUCCGAGUACCUCAACUCGUUGAAUUGGAUCAUUAUCAUGUUAAAGUUGAAGAAAAAAUUUCUGCCGUCAAUUUAUUUGAUUCACCACCUGAAUUACAAGCUACGUUAGAUCACAUCACUCACACUGUUUACAAUUUUCUUCAACCAAAGAAAAUAUAUGAAUGCACGCUGCCAAAUAUUACCAUGCCUUAUCCAAUGCUUGUACUGACCGGUCCUCAAGCAUCUGGAAAAAGUGAAUUAUGUCACAGACUUGUGCAAGAAUUUCCAGAUUUCUUUGGAUAUGGAAUAUCACACACGACAAGAGUUGCUGGACAAAAUGAAAUGGAUGGGAAAGAUUAUUAUUUUAUUAGCAAGGAUGAGUUUCAUAAUCUUGUGAGGCAAGGGUGUUUCAUACAAACAUGUAAAAUAGGAGAUGCUUAUUAUGGUUUAUCUAUGGAUGCAAUUGAGAAUGUUGCGAAAGAAGGACUAGCUUGUGUAGUUCAUAUGGAAAUUGAGGGUGUUCGUACUCUUAAAAAUACUCAUUUUGAACCAAGAUAUGUCUUGAUUAUGCCGUUUGACCCAGCUGUACACGAACAAAAAUUGAUGGAAAAUGGAAAUGUUACAGAAGUAGAGAUUCAACAAAUUUCAAAAUCUCGGGCUAAUAUGUAUAAAGAUAUAAAUCAGGAUAAUCCUGGAUAUUUUGACAUGACAAUAAAUGGAGAUAAACUAGCAGAAGCAUAUGACAGACUACGACAACUAGUCAUGGACUAUCUUGGGAUGUCUGAAGCUACAGAUUUCUUGACACCAACAAACCAACCUACUCAGUUAUCUACAACAGCUCUUAAAGAUGACACAACGACCCAGCAUACAAAUACAUCAGGUAACAUGAGAAGAACUUGGUCUCGUCCUUCAUUUAUUGUUGAUUCAACUGCUGGAAGUAAUGAUGCAUUGUCAUCCAAACAAGCUACCAAAUCAGUGAAGACACCUGUGGAAGAAGCAUCGAUUAGAAGAAGAGAGAGUGCUGCAAAAGAAGCGAUUGAAGGCACACCUCACGGUGGUCAUUUUGAUUAUUUCCCCAGACCGAUGGUACCCAUGACAGCUCCGGCUAUAUUGGAAGGUAGUCCACUCACUCAAGCUGCCUCUAUGUAUCAGGAUCCAUCAUUUGUUGCCUCAACACUUUACCCGAUUGCUGGAACCAACUUGAAGCUGGGUGACAUUGAUUCAAGUUCCGAUACCUCUUCGGACACUGCUCGAGACAGUACUUCUAGUUUAUCGGGUCUUUCUUCUGCACGAGAUUUCUCUGAAGCUGAUGAUAACCCAAUUGAGAAGAAUAAAGGCGGUGGCAUAAAAGUCCCUGGGUUACCAACAUUGUCUUCCACUGAUUUCGCCAAUGAACCUCUCGACCUAUCUGCGCUAUCGGAUGCUCUUGAAAGUUUUAAGGGGUCAUUGGAGGGAGCUACUUCACCCCAUGUUGUAACUCCAUUAACCCCAAGACCGUUUGAAUCUGAAACUCUCAACACGAAACCCGUGUUGCCCCCUAUAAACCCACAAGUUCUCACCACUUGAGUGCUUUUUUACUUUUAUGUCAAGAUUAAUUCAAAUGUUUGGCCUAAAUAAAAGUUUAUGAUAUAUAUUUGUAUUAACUCGGCCAACUAUCAUCUGAGAGUUAUGUAUAAUGUCUGUAUAUUAUGUUUGAUAAAAAUAUUAUUGAAAAGCACUUUUAGUUAAAUAUAAUGUAAGUAAAACUUUUAA